This is a messenger RNA of Exserohilum turcica Et28A, 588 nucleotides long. RefSeq lists its product as uncharacterized. The record is from RefSeq and is a predicted model, not a curated record. The transcript has a single exon. Lineage: Eukaryota; Fungi; Ascomycota; Dothideomycetes; Pleosporales; Pleosporaceae. The coding region runs from base 1 to 588 and encodes 195 amino acids.
AUGAAGUUCUCUACCUCGACCAUCUUGGCCUCCACCGUGGCCCUCGCCGCCGCCGCCUUCGACGACCCCGUUCACCCGGGCGACCUCUUCAGCCUGCUAUCACAACGGACGGGCACGUUUGUGCAGAAUGGCAACGUCGCCGUCUACAAGGACGGUCUUGGCAUCAACAACGACCAACAAAUCUUUUGCGAGAAGAAGCCCUACCCCAAGUACGCCGCCAUGUCGGUGAACACAUCCGGUGGGCUCUUCCUCUACGUCGAUACCAACGUCGUGCAGGCGUACGUUGACCGCACGCCCGAGGGCAAAGGCGCUAUCAAGUGGUCGACGGGCGUGUCCCCCAUCGACGCCAAGUUCGAGCGCGGCCCGUUUGAAAUCAACGCCAACAACACGCUGCAAUUCGUUGAUGGCGACAAGAGAUACGACUUCCAGGCUUGCCCCAUCACGGCCAACGACCCCAACCCCAGCCAGGUGUUUACAGUCUGGCUUGGCCAGUACCCUAACCCCACGGGCGACGAGUGCAUCCCGUUCACGGCAAGGGCCCUCAAGCUUGAUGAUCCCCAGAAGUGCAUCUACAACGGCCUGCCGUAG